CCAUCUCAUUUCCUCUUAGCUAAACUGAUGGCACAGUGGAAACAAAACAUGUAGUGUAUUUGUUUUUAGUUUAAACUUUAGGAUAAAUAUUAAAUCAAGGAUUAUCAUGACAAGUGUAGUUUGGGUCUUUCUGGCUCGUAAAACAAAGAAGCAUUUCUCAUUUCCUCACUUUAUAGACUUAUGAAAAAAGAAACAUUUCUUUAAAGCUAUAGGAGGGCAAAGCCAAACCACAGUGUCUCACAGAAUCAGGAAGGAGGCGUGUCUAACGAGAUGUGACUAUGACGUUUGACUAUGAUCGAAGUGUCAAUCACCAAGAGAAACAAUGGAACCAAUGACUCUGCUGUGGCUGCUCUUUGUGACCUUAUUACUGACCUGCACAACAAACCAAGCUCAUCUGACUGUGAGCCCCAACCGAUCUCAGUUCUUCGAAGGUGACUUUGUAUCUCUGAGCUGUGAGGAGGACGACAGCUCUACGAGAUGGAAUCUGACAAGAAACACAAGAAAACAACAGAGGACUCAGUGUGGAGUUCGGUGGGGAAUAGCAGCUCAUUCCUCCUGUAACAUCAGUUAUGUCUUUCCACUGGACAGUGGAGUUUACUGGUGUGAGUCCAGAGAGAGUCCCAUCAGUAACAUGGUUAACCUGACAGUCACUGGUGGAUCAGUGAUCCUGCAGAGUCCUGUCCUCCCUGUGAUGGAGGGAGAUGACGUCACUCUGCUCUGUAAAACAAAGACCACUCCCUCCAACCUCCCAGCUGCUUUCUUCAAAGAUGGCGUCUUCAUUGGGAAAGAGCCUACAGGUCACAUGACCAUCCAGCAUGUUUCCAGGUCUGAUGAAGGCCUCUACAAGUGUGACAUCAGCGGUCAUGGAGAGUCUCCAUCCAGCUGGAUCACUGUCACAGGUAGACCUCCAAUCAAAGCUCCACUUCCUGCCUUAAAACCACCCAUCUCUUCCUUGAGCACAGUUUCAGUCCAGCCCACAUCUGGAGCUCCGCCCUCUGCCUCAACACACCCACUGACCCUGCUCCGCUACCUGCUGGUGUUCUGUCCAUACUUCAUCUCCACUCUCCUCAUGGUGUCUUUAUAUUUAUCCAGAGCCAAUAAUCAAUAAUCAAUGACCUAAUAACCUACUGAUUGGCAGCUGUUAACUGUUUAAUUCUUUAAAUAGAAUAAAUCAAACUUUCAUUUCUGGACUCCAUGAAAUGCCUCCUGUGACAGUGAUGAUCCCGCCUACACAGGCUUAACAGGGACUGGACCAGGAGAUUGAUGAUGUCACAAAGACAGAGGCAGUGUCAUGCCUCAUUUUUACUCUGUUGCUUUUGUUGAAAUACUUCCAGAGCAGGUUCACACAAGUUUGACUGUAGAUUUAUUUAUUCUCACUGGUCUGCUCAUCUCUGAUUAACACAGUAGAAGCAUGGAAGUCACAAAGUACUAUAUGACCUAUUAACACACUCUUAGUAUCAAACUCACCCUGAAUAAUGAUGCAGAUACUCUUUAAGGUUUGCUUUAAUGUUUAAGUGCUGUGCUAUCUGAUUGGUCUUCUGAUCUGGAAAGGCUCAUGCAUCUUUGUUUGAUUUUAAUUGGACUAUUGUUACACACUGUAUACCAGAGUUACUCAUUAAUCCUUUAUCCAUUUGCAUUGACUGAGAGAUCACAUUAGUACAGUGUCAGCAGGCUUGCACUAGCUCCCUGUGAAUGAUAGAAUUCAGUAUUAAGACGCUGUUUGUGUUUAAAGCCUAAAUGGUGUCAAACCUGCAUAUGUGGUAGAAAUAGUGUGUCUGUAUUUUCCCUCCAGAUCAUUAAGGCCUUCUUAAUCACUUGUGAUCAUCCUGCAGUUUAAGCUCAUUUCA
Messenger RNA from Haplochromis burtoni (Burton's mouthbrooder), 1847 nucleotides. Its product is annotated as Fc receptor-like protein 5. Lineage: Eukaryota; Metazoa; Chordata; Actinopteri; Cichliformes; Cichlidae. Gene Ontology annotation, molecular function: transmembrane signaling receptor activity. The coding region runs from base 323 to 1108 and encodes 261 amino acids. The transcript is spliced from 5 exons. Gene Ontology annotation, biological process: cell surface receptor signaling pathway. The record is from RefSeq and is a predicted model, not a curated record.